Molecule: messenger RNA, 954 nt
Organism: Aureococcus anophagefferens
Lineage: Eukaryota; Pelagophyceae; Pelagomonadales; Pelagomonadaceae
Exons: 1
Biological process (GO): base-excision repair, AP site formation; base-excision repair; nucleotide-excision repair
Cellular component (GO): nucleus
Molecular function (GO): 8-oxo-7,8-dihydroguanine DNA N-glycosylase activity; damaged DNA binding
Source: RefSeq, a predicted model, not a curated record
CCCUGGCGGUCCCUGGGCCUCGCGGCGUCGGAGCUGAAAUUGGCCCACACGCUGCCCACGGGCCAGGCCUUCGGGUGGGUGCGCGUCGGCGACGAGUACCACGGCUGCCUGCGCGACGCGGGCGUCGCCCUGCGCGAGCACCCCGUGAGCGGCGCCGCCGAGUGGCGCUGCGACGCGUCGCGCGAGGCAGCGGCGGAGGCGUACGUGCGGGACUACUUCCGCGCGGACGUGUCCUUCGCCGAGCUCUACGGCGGCUGGAGCCGCGCCGACGCGCGCUUCGCGAAGAUCGCGACCGUCGUCGACGGCGCGCGCGUGCUCCGGCAGGAUCCCCUCGAGUGUUUGAUUUCGUUCAUCUGUUCGUCGAACAACAACAUCCCGCGGAUCACGCUCAUGCUCGGCCGGCUCCGGGAGCUCUGCGGCGACGUCGCGGCCGUGCCCGGGGGCGCGGGCAUGGAGGCGUCGGAGCCGCGCACGUUCCCGACGCUCGAGCGGCUCUGCGGCGUCGAGGAGCGGACGCUCCGGGACCUCGGCUUCGGCUACCGCGCGCCCUACGUGGCCAAGACGGCGCGGCACGUCCGCGACAAGGGCGGCGACGCCUGGCUCGCGGGGCUGCGAAAUGCGGACCGCGCGGACGUUAAGGUUGCGCUGCUCGAGUGUGCGGGCGUCGGUCCCAAGGUCGCGGACUGCGUCGCGCUCUUCUCGCUGGACCAGGCCGACGCCGUGCCCGUCGACACGCACGUCUGGCGCAUCGCCCGGCGCGACUUCGACCCGACGCUCGACGACGUCGCGUCCAUCACGCCCAAGGUCUACGACCGCGUCGGCGACCUCUUCCGCGACCGCUUCGACAACGCGGGCUGGGCGCACACGGUCCUCUUCGCCGCGGAGCUGCCCCUCUUCGCCGACAAGCUCCCCGAGGACGUCGCCGCGGAGAUGCGGGCGUUCCGCGUCUUGGAG